AUGGUGGUUUACAAGUUAGCUUAUUAUUUCUUUAUAACAACACACCUAACUAUCUAUGUAUCUAUCUAUCUCAAUUUGUCCCUAGCUAUCUAUGUAUCUAUCUCAAUCAGUUCCUAUAUAUCUAUCUAUCUAAAAAUCUAUUUCUAUCCCACUCAUUCAAUCUAUCCUACCUUAUUCUCUUCAUAUUUAUUUCCCUAUUUAUCUAAGUUCAUAACUCUCUCUCUCUCUUUUCAGCCUUCCAAACUGUCUUUUAUUUGUAUCUGUUCUCAAAUCUUUCUCUUUUGCGAAACUCCUUACACAUUGUUCUUAGGCCUUGACAUUUGUAGAGAGAGAGAGAGAGAGAGAGUUACGAUAGCUAGUAUUUUUAUUUACCUACCUGCCAUUACAAGAUCGAAUUUGGUUUCUCUAUUUCACUCACAUUCACACACCGAUCUUUCACUCGAGAUGACAUGGCAUCUUCUUACGACCAGCACCACCUCCCAUCUCUUUCGCAUUUCUCUCCCUGAUUUACUCACUCAUUCAGGCAACGACUUUUUAGAAAAAUCACUUCAUAUCUAUCUAUCUAUCUAUCUAUCUCUAUCUAAGUUUCUUCUUCAUUUAUCCAUUUCUAUCUAUCCAUCUAUCUAUCUUCAUAUCCAUCUUCAUAUCCAUCUAUCUAUCUCGGUUUCUUCAUAUCCAUCUAUCUAUCUAUCUCAGUUUCUUCAUAUCCAUCUAUCUAUCUAUCUCAUCUAUCUAUCUCUUCAUAUCUCUAUCUAUCUAUCUAUCUAUCUAUCUUGGUCUCUUCAUAUCCAUCUAUCUAUCUAUCUCUCUCAGUCUCUCCAUAUCUAUCUAUCUAAGUUUCUUCAUAUUUAUCUAAGUUUCUUCAUAUCUAUCUAUCUCUCUCAGUCUCUUCAUAUCCAUCUAUCUAUCCAUCUAUCUAUCUCGGUCUCUUCAUAUCUAUCUAUCUAUCUCGGUCUCUUCAUCUAUCUAUCUAAGUUUCUUCAUAUUUAUCUAAGUUUCUUCAUAUCCAUCUAUCUAUCUAUCUCAGUCUCUUCAUAUCUAUCUAUCUAUCUAUCUAUCUCGGUCUCUUCAUAUCUAUCUAUCUAUCUAGGUCUCUUCAUAUCUAUCUAUCUAUCUCGGUCUCUUCAUAUCUAUCUAUCUAUCUAUCUAUCUCAGUCUCUCCAUAUCUAUCUCUUUAUCUCAGUCUAUCUAUUUGAAUCUGUUCCUAUCUGUUUCUUUUCUCUAUUAUUGGCUAAUUCAUAA
Acanthosepion pharaonis is the source of this 1242-nucleotide messenger RNA. The record is from the annotation of a GenBank genome assembly. Lineage: Eukaryota; Metazoa; Mollusca; Cephalopoda; Sepiida; Sepiidae.